UUAGAGAUUUAUUAAUUGUUAAAUUAUGAUGACAGCUGAUCCACUUAGGCGGCUCUCGUCCACGGCCACGGCCGUCGCAGCUGUAUUCCUGACGGUGGCGGUAUGGGCAGAGUGCGGCGGCGGAGGAGCGGUUACCCUGGAAGUCAGCAACCAGAGGAUCUUGCCGGAGAACUACCUCUACAUCUGGUGCUCCGAUGGCGUGGAGCGAGAGAAGGGCCAAAAAAUACCGCCGAAGAAGGUCCUUCAGAUCCAGGUUGCCAGCGGUGGUGCCUGGAAGGGCGGCCAGCAGCUGCCGUAUAUUUGCACGGGGACAUACACCAAGUUCUACAGGAUGGAUGCGGCGCCGUAUUGCAUCUACAGUUCUCGUACUGCUGCUGGCGGCGAUGUCCGGGUGAUGGCUAAUGAGACCAGCUUCUAUCGCUGGAAUGGGGAGAAGCGAGCUUGGGAUGUAAUCCGGCCGUCGCUUCCUUGAUCCAAUCCAACAACCUAUUGGGCUUCUUGUCAAUGCUUCUUUUUGGGUUUGUUAUUUUUUGUUUUGGGCCAGUGCUUGGGUGCCAUUGUUCAUGCAGCAAUAAAGGUAUAUCCUAAAGCUUUAUCCAAAGUGGGUAUUGUCAUACAUUGGAACCACAAAGCUUUGAAGGUAGGUGGGUGUGGAAUUUUAAA
This is a messenger RNA of Linum tenue, 663 nucleotides long. The record is from the annotation of a GenBank genome assembly. Lineage: Eukaryota; Viridiplantae; Streptophyta; Magnoliopsida; Malpighiales; Linaceae.